UUUAGCCGUAUCUCCGAUAACAUCAUUAUUAUUCAGUUGAACGCAUUUUAAUGACGAUGAAUAAGUUUGGAUGCGUAUUUGUGAUUUUGAUUAUUUCAAUGACAAUUGUGAAUUCAUUGGCGCAUCGAUCUCGUCGAUUUCUAAUAUUUCCGCCAACUGCUCCGACUCGUGUACAGAUUAUAUCCGGCAUCGGUAUUCCUGUGGAUUUGGAGCUUGAAUCGGUGACAAUUGGCUACGUUUUUAAAGCCGAAUUUUUUCUACCAGAAAAUGCAUCGAAUUAUUUAAACAUUUUAUCUGAUCCGUAUGAUCUAACGACACGUCCAAUAACGGGAGCAAAACGUCGAAAACGUUUUGUUGAAGAAACAGUUACAACUGAAGCGACCGAAAAUACAUUGCAUGAAUAUAAAGGUUAUGAUAAUGAGAAAAAUGAACGAUUUGAAAAGUAUAAGGUCGUAGCUGAAGUUGUUGAAAGUGGAACAGAAGCGCUGAAUGAAAGUGAUGCGGAUUCGGAUGAAAGGUCAUGGUUUGAAGAAGAACAUUUUGAUAGAUCGAAAGAUCCAUUGGCAUUGAAAAGGCCACAGAAUUUGGGAACAACACGUUGGACCAUUUACAAAGGAAUUGCUGCAAUCGCUGAAAGUAAGGGCCUCUCAGGUAAACCAUGUGUAAUGAGAAUUAUUUGUGAAUCGGCCCAAACACCGUUCGAUUAUUCGAAUGGAAUUCUGGGCGAACUGAUGCAUAUUGUGAUGUCGCCAUCAACAACACGAGACCAAAUUUCCGAUUAUUCGGAUUUGGAAUAUUAUCGCGCUGAAAAGCUUGGAAAAGAAGGUGCACCCUGUGAACGUGUAUUUAAAGACUGUAAAAUUUCGAUUUUAGAACAAUUUACUGGAUUCUAUACACCGAUGAUGAAUUUGCUUAGUCGAUUCCUCAAAUGAGACAGAAUACUGUUUUUUAUCCGUACUGAAAGUCUAUUUGUUUAUUUAUUUAUUUUAACUAUAAUUUAUACAGAAAAAUAAAAG
Messenger RNA from Contarinia nasturtii (swede midge), 1016 nucleotides. RefSeq lists its product as uncharacterized. The transcript is spliced from 4 exons. The coding region runs from base 51 to 932 and encodes 293 amino acids. The record is from RefSeq and is a predicted model, not a curated record. NCBI's taxonomy places the organism in Eukaryota, Metazoa, Arthropoda, Insecta, Diptera, Cecidomyiidae.